AUGAGAAACAAAAGUAAACUUGUUAUAUGUAAUGAAUGUAAUGAAAUUAUAAGUGCAAAGACUAAAUGGUGCACGAAAUGCAAUGCCAAUCAUUUUGAAGUCGACUUUUCUAAUUGGACGAGUAGCAGUGCAGCUAUUGACGAAUUCAUUAGAAAAACUCAGUUAACCGCUGAACGCCACGAAUUUGUAUUUGAAUGGGUUGACUAUUCCAAGUUUUCUCGCCUUAGAAAAGUAAAAUUCUCUAUAAAUAAUGAAGCUUAUUGGGAAGAAGGGUAUGUGACAAGUUGGAAUUCCGAGUUGAAUAAAUGGAAUCGGUCCGGCGGGCAGUGGGUUAAAUUAGUGAGCCACUAUUGCGAGAAAUAUCUGAUUUCCCAUUUUCUCAAAUCGGAGUUGGAAGCUGCAAAAGCUGAUCUAUCAAAGCGACUAAUCUUCGGAUUAACGCGUGACCCUGUAUCCAAAGAUUAUUGUGUUAUUGAAAAAUUACAAGAGCUGUGUCCUUCUUGCAAACGAGAAUGGAUGUGCUCACGCUGGUGUCGUGGUUGUUACUCAAAUCUAUUUGAAGCCGAACGAUCAAAUUGGACAAGUGGCAACUCCGAUAUCGAUGACUUUAUUUACGAAACACAAGUAACCGCUGAAUUUCCCGAGCAGGUCUUAGAAUGGAUUCCGGAAACUCAGUUUACAAAAAUGAUACAGAUUGGACAAGGUGGAUAUGGUACUGUCUUUAAAUCAUACUUAAAAGUGGGGCGUAUCCGUAAAUGGAAUUCUAAUACCAAUAAAUGGGAUCGGGACGAACCGAUGUCGGUUGCCCUUAAAAACAUUGCGGAAGAGGAAAAUAGCGUCACCGAAUUUCUUAAAGAGAUUAGGGCUCUUCACGAGUGCUUGAAAAUUAAUCUGUACUCUUUAGAUUGCUAUGGCAUUACUCGACAUCCAGAAACAAAAAAAUAUUUAAUUGUUAUGCGAUUUGUAGAGGAAGGUGAUUUAAGAACUUACCUGUCCUCUAACUUUUCAAAUAGCAGUUGGGAUAAUCGCCUCGAUAGACUCUGGAGCUUUUCGAUUGAUCUUCGUAGCUUACACUAUGCAGGGCUCGUGCACAGAGACCUACACGCUGGGAAUAUGCUUUUUGGCAAGAACGGGCAUAUAUCUGAACUCACCACAGAUGAUCAAAUCGAUAUCAAAAAGCAAUUUAGGCUAGCCGAAGAAGAAAGAAAAAGAAAUCCGUUCCCGGUUGUGCCAUAUUCUGAAUUAAAAACGCAUCCCUUGGCAAUUUACACUAGCCGCAUUGUCCCCCGAGUUACUGCUGAUGUUCAUACGGGAACAUCUCAAUAUGAUCUCCGUUUUGAUUCAAGUUAA
This is a messenger RNA of Acaulospora morrowiae, 1350 nucleotides long. The record is from the annotation of a GenBank genome assembly. Lineage: Eukaryota; Fungi; Glomeromycota; Glomeromycetes; Diversisporales; Acaulosporaceae.